AUGACUGCAUCUCGAAAAGAGGUGCAUUCAUCAUAUGCCGAUUUCUCUGACGACAGCGAGCCUGAAGCAGUCACCGAAGAAGUCGCCUCUAGUCUCAAAGAGCUCCUGACCACUAAGCGGAUACCGCUCUUGACUAGUCGUGAACAAUUUCGCUUGGCCGACAUCAUCGAGUGUAUUGGUAUGGUGGAGAAGCAUCGACGAUCGAUUGACGAUAACGCUGGUCGCUUCUUGCUGUUCUUCCGACAGCAUGUACUGAGUGAGACGCACAAGGGACCCAUCUCGUGGCGCGAGAUCAUCUGGGCGUUCCAUUCAGGUAGCCAGGAUAUUCUUGUCGACCUUGUCAGCAGGCACUUUAGCGGGAAGAUGAUGUGGCAGCACGCAAAGGAGUGUGGAGUGUUCAUGUGGAUGUCCGACAUCAACGCAUUGCGCGCCCAAUUCGAGGUCAUUGCUCGGAACGAGUACACGAAGACCGACGAAAAGAACCCCGUCGACUGCGCCCUAUACUACAUGGCCCUCCGGAAGAAGCCGGUUCUAGUGGGUCUCUGGCGAAUGGCUACUUGGUCGAGAGAACAGGGCGCAACACAUCGACUAUUGUCGAACAACUUCAACGAAGACCGCUGGAAGACCGCUGCACUCAAGAACGCGUACGCAUUGAUGGGCAGGAGAAGAUUCGAGUAUGCUGCAUCGUUCUUCCUUCUUGCAGACCAUCUACAAGACGCUGUCAGCGUUCUCCAUAAUCAGCUUGGUGAUACCCAGCUCGCCAUAGCAGUUGCCCGCGUCUACGGUGGUGACGACUCACCCAUCCUGCUGGACUUCUUGAGAGACAAGAUUCUGCCCCAAGCUGCUAGAGAGGGCAAUCGAUGGCUCGCAACAUGGGCAUACUGGCUAUUGAACAAGAAAGACAUGGCCGUUCGCUCGCUGGUAACACCGCUGACCUCUCUACUUGAGACUUCCGAGCCCCCCAGUUCAGCCGCUAAAUCGUACCUCACCGACGACCCUGCCCUGGUAGUCCUGUACAAGCAACUCCGCGAGAAGUCGCUCCAAACAUUACGCGGAGCCACAAUGAUAGGCAUGCGCGAAGAAUGGGACUUUGUGCUACACACCGCUGGCCUAUACGACCGCAUGGGCUGCGACGUCCUCGCCCUCGAUCUAGUCAAGACGUGGGAAUUCUUACUCCCACCACCGCCGACAAAAGCAACAUCCGGCCGUCCACCGCUAAGCCCCUCGAUGCCACGACAGAGCUAUCAAUCGCAAGGGAGGAAUCAAUCUGCGACGGACUUUGACUUUGAUCCUAGGAAGCUACUUCGCAGGAGGAGUUCGCUUGUUAUUGCCGAUUUACCGGUACGAGAGCAUGCUCACAAUGAUUUGGCGGAAAGUAAGGGGACGCUGGAGGAAAGUAGGGAGAGUGAUGAAGAGGAUGGCGAGGAGGAUGGUGAAGAAGAGGGGGAGCAAGAGGACGAAGAGGAUAAGAAGAAUGAUGAGAAGCCUAAGGAGGAGCCGAAGAAAAAACCGCCGCCGACUCAGUUCAAUGAGCCGGAUGCGAAUAGUUUGUUGGAUGCUUUCGGGUUUUAG
Messenger RNA from Alternaria viburni, 1572 nucleotides. RefSeq lists its product as uncharacterized. The record is from RefSeq and is a predicted model, not a curated record. The transcript has 2 exons. The coding region runs from base 1 to 1572 and encodes 523 amino acids. NCBI's taxonomy places the organism in Eukaryota, Fungi, Ascomycota, Dothideomycetes, Pleosporales, Pleosporaceae. Gene Ontology annotation, cellular component: RAVE complex. Gene Ontology annotation, biological process: vacuolar acidification.